UCUGUAGAGACUCAUUCUCUAACCCCAGAAAAAAAGCAGUCAGGGAAGAGAAAUCUUACUGGGGGUGAUACUCUGGAGGGGAGAUGCAGAGGCAACAUGACAGAAAGGCCAGCAAGAACAGAGACCACUUCACUGAACAAGGAAAGCGAAGCAGAAUUAGCUCAGAAAGAAGUGCCGGAAGGCAUGAGGUGUGGUCCUGGAAAACAGCCAGCAAGGAAUCCCUGUGUCUCAUGUGGCAAAAAGUGAAAGUGCAGCUAAUGUUAAGCAUGUCCUUCCUCACUGCUCUGUUUUGGUAUUGUAGAAGGCUAUAUGGCUUUUUAGCACAGCUGCUGAAACGGUGGAGCAACUACCUUCAGAGGCAACUCAUAAGGAAUCUCAGUGUGCUGCCAGAAGUUGAUCUGCUUGGUUAUAGUGCAAGAGAAUGGAAAGGAGAAACAAAGCAGGCCAAACAGAUGAGGGAGGCAUAUGAAGAAUUGUUUAGGAGCUGUCAUAUCAAAUACCUGAGACCAGUCAGGAGAGACAACUAUAGUGUAGUAAGAGCGGUGCUUUUUCAGAUAUUCAGCCAAGGCAUUCAUUUUCCUUCAUGGAUGAAGGAAAGAGAUAUAUUGAAGCUCCCUGAAAAGCUUUUGUAUUCUCAAGGUUGUAACUGGAUUCAGCAAUACAGUUUUGGGCCAGAAAGAUACACAGGUCCCAAUACCUUUGGGAAGUUGCGCAAAUGUAUGGAGGCGUUAAAGACAAAUUGGGCUGAAAUAAGUGCUACGAGAGAUCAUGAAGAAAGGGGAAGUAUGUGUAAUACACUGUUUUCUGAUGAAAGUAAGGAAUACAAACUGUAUGAGGCCAUAAAAUUCAUCAUGCUCUAUGAAGUUGUCGAAGCCUAUGAGCAGAUAAAGAGCAGGGAUGAACCCGUACACAACCUUUUUAGCCUUCUCUUUGCUCGUGACUCUUCAUCUGACCCUCUGAGUUUCAUGAUGAAUCAUCUGAACUCCAUAGGUGACUCUAUUUGCCUAGACCAGGUUGAACUGUUUCUUCUUGGAUACUUACUUGAAGUAAAGAUAAGAGUUUACAGACUGCAUAGGUUUAAUACUGAGGAAUUUCAAGUAACCUAUCCAAAUGAAUACCGAAGGGAAUGGAAUGAGAUUUCUCUCCUGACUGAGGAUGACCGCUACUAUCACAUCCCCCUUUUCAGAACGUGAAGCACCAGUGACUUUUUUUUUCCUUUGUAUAGUACAGUGAGUGACCAAUUCCAGUGAAUUAGGUUUCUAAUCAUCAGCAGUAAAAUCCUGAGGCUGCUCAUUUAUGAUUACAAAAUGAUUUAUGGGUUUAUUGUGUAAACAUUUUGCUUUCCCAUUGCAGCUCAGUUCACCAUCAGUCAGCCAUAAAAACCAUAAAAUAUAUUGCUAUACUAUCUGGGGGAAAAAUGUGACAUUUUAGGGUUUUCAGACAAAAAUAAUUGGACUGCCUGAUAAGGAAGACAAAGGUUAUACUGGGUUUUCCAUUGCUAGCCUAAGGUUUUAACUCUGACAUCCAUGGAAUGAGUUAAGUGCCUAAAGCAAUGACUGCCUUUUCCUACUCCUGUCUCUAGCUAGGAAGGAUGAAUCACAGAGGAUGGAAAUCCUGGGCUCCCACAGUUUAUAUUGCAUGCUAUUUAACUUGCAUUGACUUGGGAUGGGAGGAUACAAACUGGGGCCUCUGCAUGGCUGCUUCAAAUCCACUUGGUUUCCCUUGUUGCUGGAACACCUCUCUUCUGGGAUGAGCAGAGCAAGCAGCUGCAGGCUGUACUUAACUUCAAACAUGGCAAAUUGUGCUGUCUGCACACAGUGGUGAUCCCUGAAGAUGAAGAACCGUUACACAGGGGGAAACAAUCAACACACAAGAAUACUGUGUCAGAUGAAUGGAAGAUCUCCUGUGGAAGUGAGGAAAGCACAUAGCUUUCUCCAAGGUAAGAAGGGCAGCGUUAAUAGAUCACAUGCAACGGUGUUGUGUGUGGCUUUGGUCAACUUGUAAAUUCUUUAAGGGCUGAUUUCAACAUUACAUGCCAAGACUUCCUUUGCAAUUCAUCUAAGAAAGCUGUGCAUGGAAUACAGGCCGAAACACUGCAUUUUUUAGACAAUAUUAAUUUUCUGUGCAUUAUGUGUAUUCAGCUGUGUUGCAUACAUGUUUCAUCCUCUGAUUAGGUAUCAAUCUCCUUGCCUAAAAUUGCUGUCUUUAAUUUACAUCUCUGUGUUUGAAGAAGUCUGUCCAGGACAAGUAAAUGUGAUUUACCUUCCUACAUGGAACAUUUUUCUCACUUCUGUUUUCUAAAAGGAUCAAUGUGUUUUGAUUAUUUCAAAGUGAGAGACUUUAACUUCAAGAAAUAAUAGAUCUUGCAAAAUAUUUGUGAAAAGCUUACAAUGCCACAGGCUAAUGGUUGUACUGAAGAAACAAAGCCUCUCCUUUCCUUAUCAUAGAGGUAUGGGGACAGGCAGGUUUGCUUUUUUAAACUGCAGGAUAAAAUCCAAGCCAGUAGCAAAAAUGGGAACAGGGCCUGCAGGAGCUAAAGCAGUUGCAUGAGGUAUCUUCAUGGUAAUACUUGGAGUUGGUGGAGAGUGCUCAGUUCCUUUGUGUAAAGGAAAGCUAUUUUAUCCCUUAAUGCUUCUUUUAUUUGUGUGUGUAUGUGUUUAUAUGUAUAUAUAUUUAUAAAUACAAACACCUGAGUUCUAUAUUGUAGCUGGUUUGUUUCCUAAAAGUUUGAGUUCAGUUUUAUUGAAUGAUUUGUAGAUUUUAAUUAAGAAGACUUCAUAGCUGUAAUAAUUUCAUCUCAUCGAAACCUGCAUAGCAAGUGCUUUUAUUUAUUAAAAGAAAGUUUUUUUCACUGAAUGAAAUAAUUUUCUUAUUGUAGAUUUGGUUCUGCUCUGCAUGGAGAAAAGUUAUAAUACCUAAGUGUAGAGUAUUGUUAUGUAUUUUGCAUCAACAGUAACAUUUGCAGUUAUCAAUAAAUUUGUCUGUAUUUUAUUUGUGUUUUGGUACAAACAGACAUAACAUUAAAAGUAUGUAUUUUUGUAGUGGGCUUUUUAAUGAUUUGCAUAUUAUUUGUGUUUAGGAAUACAAAAGCAUUACAGCUGAAAGUGAUAAAUUGUGAAAAAGUACAUUUUUGUGAUCUUGAGCAUAUUAAUAGUGGGGAAUUAAUAAAAAUCUAAAACAGA
This is a messenger RNA of Catharus ustulatus (Swainson's thrush), 3182 nucleotides long. RefSeq names its product OTU deubiquitinase with linear linkage specificity like (gene OTULINL). Gene Ontology annotation, biological process: protein linear deubiquitination. Gene Ontology annotation, cellular component: cytoplasm. NCBI's taxonomy places the organism in Eukaryota, Metazoa, Chordata, Aves, Passeriformes, Turdidae. Gene Ontology annotation, molecular function: cysteine-type deubiquitinase activity. The record is from RefSeq and is a predicted model, not a curated record. The transcript has 8 exons. The coding region runs from base 84 to 1193 and encodes 369 amino acids.